AUGUCAAAACGCGGCCUAUGCUGGCCCACAGACAAUCAUGGGAGAGACGAAGUCUUUCCGUUCACGAAACCCGGCUCGAAGAUCUCGUGGCUUUAUAAUUGGUCACCCAACACAACCCCAAACGCGACGUCCCUCGACUUCAUACCCAUGCAAUGGAAUCAUGUCGACAUAGACCAGCUGGCCGGCAAGGUCAAAGCCGCGGGCGCGUCUGCAGUCUUGGGCUUCAACGAGCCGGAGCUACCGGACCAGAGCAAUGAACCCGCCGAAUUUGCUGCGAAGGAGUGGCUAAGGUGUAUCGAACCUCUGCGUAAGGCAGGCAUACGAUGCGGCAGUCCGGGUAUAUCGUCGGCACCUCAAGGUUUGGGUUGGCUCAAGGACUUUCUUCGACGCAUCCGAGAUGGCGGCUCGGACGUUGACUUCUAUUGCUUUCAUUGGUAUGGCGUAGAGCUUGGUCAGUUCUAUGACUACAUUUGGAGUACUUAUUACCAGAUGCCGGAUCAGAAGAAGCCGGUUUGGAUUACGGAGUUUGCGGCGACUAACUGGAACCAGAACGCUCCGUUACCGAGAGAGCAUGUUGAGAACUUCGCGCGUGAGAGCGUGAAGUACCUUGAUACACUGGACUGGGUGGAACGUUACUGCUGGUUUGGUCCAAUGCGGGAUACGGGCACCGUAGGCCGGUGGGCCAGGAUGCUCGAUGAUAAUGGGCAGCUUACAGACCUUGGCAAGACUUACCGUGACAGUUAG
Baudoinia panamericana UAMH 10762 is the source of this 744-nucleotide messenger RNA. Its product is annotated as glycoside hydrolase family 128 protein. Gene Ontology annotation, biological process: fungal-type cell wall polysaccharide metabolic process. The record is from RefSeq and is a predicted model, not a curated record. Gene Ontology annotation, cellular component: fungal-type cell wall. The transcript has 2 exons. Bases 1 to 744 code for a protein of 247 amino acids. NCBI's taxonomy places the organism in Eukaryota, Fungi, Ascomycota, Dothideomycetes, Mycosphaerellales, Teratosphaeriaceae.